AUGGCUGACGAACGAGGCACUAGGCUUCUUGCCUCUUGCUGGUCGUUGACCGCUGCGAGUGCCAUAUUGUUGUUUCUGCGCGUAUACUGCAAGUUAUGGCGCAGCAGAGGUCUGUGGUGGGACGACCACCUGCUGAUCAUUUCCUGGAUAUCCCUUGCUAUUGCAGUGUCUAUCAAUUCCUAUAUCGUCACUCUUGGGUUCGGCCAACACAUGUCGACGAUUAGUGACGAGAAUAUGAAAAAAAUCAACCUUAACACGAUUCUUGUUGCGGCUUUCGGGAUCAUCGCCACGACGACGAGCAAGACCUCCUUCGCUAUGACGCUAUACCGAAUCGCAACGAACAACUGGAUGAAAUAUUUUCUCAUUUUCGUGAUUGUAUCGAUCAACAUUUCCAUGAAUCUGGUCUGGAUAUUUGGCUUCGCGAAAUGUAGCCCCCCGGAGAAGGUUUGGGACGGGAAAGUGCCCGGCACAUGUUGGAAUAAGCAGAACCUGACAAAAUACCAACUAUUUGCCGCCUAUUACUCGGCAAUCCUGGAUUUCGUUUUAGCGUUCCUGCCCUGGAAGAUUCUAAUGGGGCUUACCAUGAGGAUGCGAGAGAAGCUUGGAGUCGCUCUCGCAAUGAGCUUGGGUGCUAUAGCUGGAAUUUGUGGAAUCGUGAAGGCCGUGCUGGUUGUGAACAUGACAAGUCCAGACAUCACUUAUGACCGUGUUGAUCUAACGAUUUGGACCCUCACGGAACCCGCGGCCUCAAUCAUGGCAGUUUGCAUUCCCGUCCUGAGAAUGCUAUACCAGGAGUUAAAAUCCAGCCAAAGAAGCUACUUUAGGAAUAAGUCCCAAUCCCAAUCGAACCCUCAGGGACCCGGCACUGGGAUAGAAUCUGGAUCGAAAUCCAAGAGACCUAGUCGCUACGGUCCUCCUUCGAAAUACGGUCGAAAUUCCGUCAUGAUUAUGUCAACGGCCGGUUGGCAGGAGUCCCAGGAGGCUCUUCAGGACGUUCUUCGAUCGAAGGCGUCUUCCAUGGGCGGUGUCAUGAAAACCCAGGAAGUGAGGGUUGUCAGUGAACGGUCUUCAAGUGAGGAGAAUUCAAUAGAGUUGAAAGCUUUGGCGUCGGUCCAUUCAAAAGAUCAUGGCAAGAGUGCCGGCAAGGAUGAUACCCAAUAG
Clonostachys rhizophaga is the source of this 1161-nucleotide messenger RNA. NCBI's taxonomy places the organism in Eukaryota, Fungi, Ascomycota, Sordariomycetes, Hypocreales, Bionectriaceae. The record is from the annotation of a GenBank genome assembly.